AUGAAUCAACUUGGAACUUUAUCUCAAGUGUCGCGUUUCACCGAAGACCUUUCAAUGGAUCGUAUCAAGACUGAACUAAGAUCAUUGCAAAGCAGACUUGCCUCUGUUCGUCCCCCUCAGGAGUUUUUCAAUGUGAAAAAUGUAUCCAAACCCCAGAACUUUUCGGACUUACAAUCUAGAGUGUCUUACAAUUUGAAAUAUUAUUCUACAAACUAUGGUCUUAUCAUCGGUGCCCUCAGCGUUUACACGUUAUUGACAAACAUCUUGCUGUUAUUUGUGAUCGUGCUUGUCUUUAUCAGUAUCGCGGGGAUCAACAAGUUGGAUGGACAGGAUCUAGUAACGCCUUUCGGUAGUUUCAAGACAAAUCAAUUGUACACUGCUUUACUGUUUGUUGCUGUGCCAUUGGGGUUCCUUGCAUCUCCGAUCUCCACGUUGCUGUGGCUCAUUGGUGCCUCUGCUGUCACUGUAUUCGGACAUGCUUCGCUUUUAGAGAAGCCCAUUGAGACAGUAUUUGAAGAAGAGUCCGUUUAA
Torulaspora delbrueckii is the source of this 531-nucleotide messenger RNA. RefSeq names its product Yip3p (gene YIP3). Gene Ontology annotation, cellular component: Golgi apparatus. NCBI's taxonomy places the organism in Eukaryota, Fungi, Ascomycota, Saccharomycetes, Saccharomycetales, Saccharomycetaceae. The record is from RefSeq and is a predicted model, not a curated record. The coding region runs from base 1 to 531 and encodes 176 amino acids. The transcript has 2 exons.